Polyodon spathula (Mississippi paddlefish) is the source of this 3131-nucleotide messenger RNA. Its product is annotated as thioredoxin domain-containing protein 11-like. NCBI's taxonomy places the organism in Eukaryota, Metazoa, Chordata, Actinopteri, Acipenseriformes, Polyodontidae. The record is from RefSeq and is a predicted model, not a curated record. The coding region runs from base 807 to 2633 and encodes 608 amino acids. The transcript is spliced from 11 exons.
CGGGCAGUCCUUGUCCGCCAGAGGAGAGAUCGAGCAGGUCGCCAGGAAGCUGGCAGACCAGGGUUUUUUCUUUCAGUGACAUUCAAGACAUUCUCGAGUUUGCUGAUGUUCUGAUAGGAGAUAAGACUUGGGACAAAGGGAAGGAGACACUUCUUCACACAGAGAGUGGUGAGGGGAAGGAAGGGGCAGCCUAGUGAUGUUGCUGAGGCACAAUCACUGGGAUCCUUUAAGUUUUGAAAACAAUCAGCUGCUGGAAGUGGAUGAGUGCUGAUGGGAUGAAGGCCUCCUCUUGUUCUUGUGUGAACAGUAAAGCGCUGCUGUGGUGCUUCAUGUGCUUGCCCUGGUGGAGCUGUGGAGUGCUGUGGUGCUUCAUGUGUUUGUCACAGUGGAGCUGUGGAGUGCUGUGGUGCUUCAUGUGUUUGUCACAGUGGAGCUGUGGAGUGCUGUGGUGCUUCAUGUGCUUGUCACAGUGGAGCUGUGGAGUGCUGUGGUGCUUCAUGUGAUUGUCACAGUGGAGCUGUGGAGUGCUUGAUGUGUUUGAUGUGCUUGCCCUGGUGGAACUGUGGAGUGCUGUGGUGCUUCAUGUGCUUGUCACAGUGGAGCUGUGGAGUGCUGUGGUGCUUUAUGUGUUUGUCACAGUGGAGCUGUGGAGUGCUUGAUGUGUUUGAUGUGCUUGUCCUGGUGGAACUGUGAAGUGCUGUGGUGCUUCAUGUGUUUGUCACAGUGGAGCAGUGGAGUGCUUCAUGUGUUUGAUGUGCUUGUCCUGGUGGAGCUGUGGAGUGCUGCUAUAACACUGUGGUUUCUCUAUGCAGGUACAGUUUGUAGCUGUGAACUGUUGGUGGAACCAAGGGAAAUGCAGGAAGCAGAAUAACUUCUAUCACUAUCCUGUCAUAUACCUGUACCACAGAAGGUUUGGCCCCAUUGAGUACAAUGGUCCCAUCACAGCUGCCUAUGUGGAGAAGUUCAUUCGCAGGGUGAUCACUCCUCUCCAAUACGUUCCUUCCCGAGCCGGACUGCAAAACUUCUUGUCUCAUUACGAGCCAGGGGUUCUGGGAUACUUUGAAUUCAACGCCUCUCCACAGCCCCCUGGGUACCUGACCUUCCUCGCCUCUGCUCUGCAGGCUCUCAGGAGAGAUUUCCAGGGUGUCGUGCGUUUUGGGGUGAUAACAAGUAAGGAGGUGGCAAAAGCAAUUUCACUGGACACUCCUGGGACAGUCUACAUGCACAGACACUUCAACACGUCUCUGACGUUCCCGAGCCACCUGCUGAAUUUCACCUCGGAGAAUAUCUGCCGGUGGGCCUUGGAGCACCAGGAGAGGCUGGUGCGCUGGCUGUGUCCUCACGAAGGGAAGAGCCGCGCUCUGGAGCAGGAGCUGAGGAAGGGGGUGGCGCUGCUUGUCUUCCUGCCCUUCGACCCCCUGGCCCCCAGCCAGCCCCUCAUAGAGGAGGUGGCAAAGAUUGCUGUGCAGUAUCACAGCUGCAAUGGCUCAUUCUGGUCUGGCUUCAUGGAUCCGGCAGUGUGGGGCGAACCUGGCUCCCUGAGCAGAGCCCCCUGCUGCAACACGCUGGCUCUCCCGCACUGGCUGUCCAUCUCCAGGACUCAUAAUGUCUGUGAGCUGUGCCUCGAUCAGUCCCUCGGGCCCCAGCCCUGCCCCUCCCUGGACUUGCUGUACCUCCGAGAGGACUCCUUCACACAGCCCAUCUCCGGGAAGGUGCAGUGCAGCCAUGUCCUGAGCUCCUCCAGCCCCCUAGACUACUACACUGCCUGCUGCUGGGGUCUCAGGAAGGGCUCUACAAAGCAGCAGGACAGGCGCUCUGUGCUGCCUCACAUUGAGGACAGCGGCUCUGCUUCUGCACACAGCGCUGUUACAGGGCUCAAGUGUAGGACUAACAAGACCCUGAACUUUUACUUGCUGGACUCGGGGCUGCAUUGGGAGUUUGCCAGGAGGCUGGGCGCCCCGGAGAACGCCAGCAUGACAGGGUUUGCCACUGUGCUGAACCUUCAGGAUGAGGUGCACCAUGUCCUGGACCAGGAGCAGGGCAUUGUGGGAAGCACGCUGGAGUCCUUCAUUCAGAACUACAGCGCCCCCUACAGUCCGCUGCAGAGGCACCUGAUCGGGGAGGCGGCGCGGGAGUCUGUGGGAGAGUCUUUCAUCACUGCAGUGACCACUCGGACAUUCCACAGAGCUGUGAUGGACUCUGAAAAGGACGUUCUCCUCUUCUACUACACUCAGUGGUGUGGCUUCUGCUCCGCUCUCAAUCACGUCAUCAUCCAGCUGGCCCGUCUCUCCCUGUCCAACCCCAGACUGGCUGUGUGCAGAAUAAAUGCUGCCAAAAAUGAUCUCCCGUGGGAGUUUAUGGUGGACCGUUAUCCAACCAUUCUGUUCUUCCCGAGCGACAGGAAACACCACAGUGUGAAGUAUCCUGAAGACACUCCCAUCACCCUCCCCAACCUGGUCCGAUUUGUACAGCAGCACGCCAGCCCGCUCCACUCCGCCUCCUCAGCUCUCCACCGAGAGAAGGAACCGCUGCUGCAGAACCUGUCUCCAUCGCCAUCGGACAGCAGGGCCAGCGCACACCAGGGAGAGUCCAAGAGCAGCGCCGCACACCAGGAGGAACCCCCUUGUGAAUGAAAAGUGACUCUCGGGGUUGGCGUGGAUGAAUCUGGAGGGGGAGACACAGCCAGGCUCCUCCCAGCACUGUCUCCAUUUUACAAUUGGCAGCUGAUGGACAGUACAUGUUUUGAUUUUGGAAGAUUUUUUCUCUGGAGAUAAUUGUUAUUUACAUGUUUUUUUUUUCAGUUUUAGAACUGAUGCAGAACUUGAUGAUGAGAAUGAAGAGAACAUAAUAUAAAUAUAUUUUUUUACAAGAAUUCCCUGCAGUAAAGAAGUAUCUGUUCUGUUAACUGUUCAGGUAAAAAAAUGAAUGAAUGAAAUGCCUCAUUUGUUUACACGUUGGAUAUUGCACAAUUUUUUUUUUUUUAUACAAAUUAAACUGGGUUAAUUUACUCAGCUUUUGAGAUGUUUGCUUAUCUUCAGAUUUUUGUAAAGAUUAAAUCUACAGAAAAUACCAAUUGCUUAAAAUAAAUGGUGGUGUUGGCAGAAAAGUGGAGCAAAGGAAAUAAGAUUUCA